Effrenium voratum is the source of this 675-nucleotide messenger RNA. Lineage: Eukaryota; Dinophyceae; Suessiales; Symbiodiniaceae. The record is from the annotation of a GenBank genome assembly.
AUGGUUAACGAGACAAGCGCUGACGAAGGAGAAAUGGAGGACGUGGCCAACGCCCUGCGGAGCCUGCGCGUGCUGCGCGUGGUCCGCCUGCUGCGGCUGCUGAAAGUGCAGCGACUCAUGAACCUGGUGUAUGACAUCUUGGACAGCGAGUACAUCUUCAUCCUCUUCACUUUGCUCAAGCUCACGUGUCUCAUCACCGUCAUGAACCACGUCAUCGCCUGCAUGUGGUACGGCGUAGGCUACAUGACCAUGCAGAACGGUGAGCUAAACUGGCUGGAGAACAGCGGCGCAAACGCGUCCAGGGUCAUCGACGGCAGCAUGAUGUACCAGUACACCACCGCAUUGCACUGGAGCCUCACCCAGUUUACUCCCGCUUCAAUGGACUCCGUCGCCAGGAACGUGCCAGAGAGGAUUGUCAGCAUCGUGGUGGUCUUCUUUGCCCUCAUUGGCUUUUCCUCCAUCGUGGGCAGCGUCACCAACUCCGUAGCGCAGCUACAGGCGCUUCACGGGAACUCGCGGCGGCAGUUCUGGCUGCUGCGGAAGUACCUCAAUGAGAAGGGCAUCUGGAACCCCACGCGGGCGCGGCUGUUUGCCUUCCUGGAGCACGAGGUGGAAAGGCGGCGUCAGGAUGUCAAAGCGGAAGAUGUGAGGCCGGGAUCGCCUGUUGCUGCCUGA